AUCAUCGGGAUGGAUUUUGGGUCCUUGGAGACUGUUGUGGCCAACUCUGCCUUCAUUGCUGCCCGUGGCAGCUUUGACGGAAGCAGCACCCCCUCUUCCCGGGACAAGAAGUAUCUGGCCAAGCUCCGGUUACCCCCACUGUCCAAGUGCGAGAGUCUCCGUGACAGUCUCAGCUUGGAGUUUGACAGCCUGUGCUCAGAGCAGCCCAUUGGCAAGAGGCUCUUCCAGCAGUUCCUGAAGACAGAUGAGAGACACGUGCCGGCUCUGGAGCUCUGGAAGGACAUUGAGGACUACGACACAGCCGACGGUGACCUGCGGCCUCAGAAGGCACAGGCCAUCCUGGCUGAGUACUUGGACCCACAGGCCACACACUUCUGUAGCUUUCUGGACCAGGGCAUGGUGGCAAAGGUGAGGGAAGGGCCCCCUGGGAGCCAGGAUGGCCUCUUCCAGCCUGUGCUGCAGGCUACCCUGGAUCACCUGAGGCAGGCCCCCUUUCAGGAGUACCUCGAAAGCCUCUACUUCCUGCGGUUCCUCCAGUGGAAAUGGCUGGAAGCCCAGCCCAUAGGUGAAGACUGGUUCUUGGACUUCAGGGUUCUGGGGAAAGGGGGCUUUGGGGAGGUGUCCGCCUGCCAAAUGAAGGCCACUGGCAAGAUGUAUGCCUGCAAGAAGCUCAACAAGAAGCGGCUGAAGAAAAGGAAGGGCUACCAGGGUGCCAUAGUUGAGAAGAGGAUCCUGACCAAGGUGCACAGUAGGUUCAUUGUGUCUCUGGCCUACGCAUUCGAGACCAAGACUGACCUCUGUCUGGUGAUGACCAUCAUGAAUGGAGGUGACAUAAGGUACCACAUCUACAAUGUGGAUGAGGAGAACCCAGGCUUCCCAGAACCACGUGCCAUCUACUACACAGCGCAGAUCAUCAGUGGCCUGGAGCACCUGCAUCAGAGACGCAUCGUCUACCGCGACCUCAAGCCAGAGAACGUGCUGCUGGACAAUGACGGCAAUAUCCGAAUUUCUGACCUUGGGUUGGCUGUGGAGCUGAAGGAAGGGCAGGAUAAGACCAAGGGCUAUGCAGGGACCCCAGGUUUCAUGGCCCCGGAGCUCCUUCGUGGGGAAGAAUAUGACUUCUCUGUGGACUACUUUGCCCUGGGGGUCACGUUGUAUGAGAUGAUUGCAGCUAGAGGACCCUUCCGAGCCCGAGGAGAGAAGGUGGAGAACAAGGAACUCAAGCAGCGCAUCAUCUCAGAGCCCGUGAAGUACCCAGACAAGUUCAGCCAGGCCAGCAAAGACUUCUGCGAGGCCCUGCUGGAGAAGGACCCAGAGAAGCGCCUGGGCUUCCGGGAUGGGACCUGUGACGCACUGAGGGCAAACAUCCUCUUCAAAGACAUCAGCUGGAGGCAGCUUGAAGCCGGAAUGCUGAUCCCUCCGUUCAUCCCAGACUCUAGGACUGUCUAUGCCAAGAACAUACAGGACGUGGGUGCCUUUUCCACAGUCAAGGGUGUAGUUUUUGAUAAAGCCGACGCAGAGUUCUUCCAAGAAUUUGCCUCUGGCAACUGCCCCAUUCCCUGGCAGGAGGAGAUGAUUGAGACUGGCAUUUUUGGGGACCUGAAUGUGUGGCGCCCAGAUGGUGAAAUGCCAGAUGAUAUGAAGGGAAUCAACGUGGAGGAGGCAGCUCCUACAGCCAAGUCGGGAAUGUGUCUCAUCUCUUAGCCAAGUGUCCGAGGAGAGCACGGAGCUGCCUGUGUGCAGAGAGGAAAUUGUACCGAGGCUCAUGGGAAAAAUGCGACCCUGGUGUCAGCCCGUGCUCACUCCACCUGGGUCACCAUGCAACUGUGUUUCCUUGUGGAGCAAGCGAGACUUUCUGUCUAUACCCUACAGACAUGGCAGACUGACUCUUUUGUCCUAUUUCAUCCAGAAGAUACAAAAAAAGCCACCACAGAUUGAACAGCAAGGUACAACUUCUCAAAGAACCUCCGCGUAUGGACGUGCGGCCAGGAGCUUGGAUGCUCAGAACCCCACGUUCAGCAUGGAUCUUCCAGUACAUUUCAGGGCAGGCCUGUUUGCUCCUGGUCAGUUCAGGGUUAUAGGCACUCAUGCACCCCAAAGAGGGCUGUACUCUGGGGGUCCACCCUGAACCUCUCCUUGCCUGUUUCCUGCCUCUUCAGCUGCCUUUACUGGGUCUCCACCUGCUCCACGAACCCCAGUUUGGAGCUAGUGAAUCUUCAGGGAGUAGAAAGGCUAAAGGACCUGGUCUUAGCUGAGAGUCAUUGCUUCCUCUCAAGAAUGGAGACAGCUACCUCAGACGGCUACGGUCUCUGUUCUCAGUCAACACCUCAUAUGGUAUAUACUCAAAUCGUCAUAGUCAUGUCACAUGUGGUAGGGAGCCCAAGUCUUUACAUGUUAAUGUCAUGUGUGAUGUAUGGCUGAGUCUUCACACCGUCAUUACACCUGUAGUGGGUGUCAUGUUCCUGGGCCAUAUUUGUGCCACCACUCCCUCCUUGUUUAUGAGGGAAGGUGAUCUACAUGUACCCGGUCAUUUUGGAAGACUGCUGGAUAAAGCCAGCACUGGAUGGCAACACUGAACCAGCAUCAUGAACAAGCAUGUCACCAAUAAACUCCAGGCCAGCUGCACUGUGGAGGAUUCCAGAUGUUGCUAUAGAUGCGCCUAGCACACAUGAUAUCCUGGGGACUAAUGCUAGAUGCUGAAGAAGUCUGUGCCAGGAUUCUGCUCUUCUCGGAGAAUCUGACACUGGAAUUGUGGGGUGCUCUGGAAGGGCUUUUGGGGUUGUCUGUGCCCAUACCUUCUGGAUCAUGGCCUGGAGCCUCCUGGAACCCGGUAGUCCUGUGGCUGACUAGUGCUGAGUGCUGUAGAUAUGUAGAUGUGUAGAUGUGAAUCCUCCACCAUCCCCCUCACUCCAUCCUGUAGGGCAUCUCAUAUGUAUCAAGGGCUCGUGCAUAUUUUAUUUCAUUAUGUUCCAGAGCUCAUUUAACAUGCUCCUGGCUGAAGACCCUGGCACUUUGGAUGUCUUAUCCUCAUCUUCACUGGGGCGGAGGAGUGGAAAAGGGUGGGUUUCUGCAGCCACAGCAGAUUCUGGGGAGGCCUAGUCCUUGGUACACUAUCAUCCCAGUUUGGCCUGCCCAGAGCUCAUGGAUCUGACGGUGGAACCUGUGUGACUUCACGGGCUCCAUCCUAGGUCCUCCCUCACCCUGCACUACAGACAGCAGAGCAAGACAUGCAGUCCAGUUUAAAUUUCAGACAAACAGCGAACACUUUCCCAGGGUAAGUAUGUCCCAGCAGUAUUUGGGACAUACUUCCACCAAAACUUCAUAGUUUGUCUGGAAUUCAUGUUUAACUGGAUGUUCUGUAGGUCUUUUUAAAAAUCUAAAUCUAGCCAGCCUAUUGCAGACCCAUCAACAAGCAGGGAUGAAAUUCGGAGCAAUGCUGCUUUGCUUUUCCGUGUCUCUUGGUCAGGGGAGGGCUCUUCUCACUCGGGCCUGCUCACAUAUGUAAGCUUGAGUGUUCCUCAAAGAGACACAUUUGAAGGCUCAGUUAGUGAGCACAGACACCCAGCAGCCAUGUUCUUGGUUGUACACACAGGGCACUGCUAGCUUCACCAGAGGGGCGGUGCUGAGUGGAGAAGGGUGAAUUGCUUGCUCUGUACUCUCUGGGUAGAGACUUUAGCCAACUCCUCUUCCUAGAGGUUUCUUUGACCAGUGUAAGGGACUUCCACCGUAGGUGUUCUCUCAGGUACAGUAACUUUCAGCCUAGAGAGCUCCCCCAUUCCCAUGGUCCCUCCUUACCCCUAGAGCUUAUAAACUCCUAGGUCCUAGAGCUCAGGUCUUGCCUGGACACUGAUCCCAGGGAGCUGCAGGUCACCCUCUGCGAUUCUGACAGUUGCCAGGCUACCUUGGCUCUAACCUCCUAGAAGACAGCAGAAGAUCCUUACUAGUUGUAGGAGGUCACGGACGCUGAUAUACAGGCCAGGGAAAGGAAAGGACCUUUCUAUCCUCAAGAUGAGGAGACAUCCCUAGGACCGGAAGCCCACCUGGAAGCCCUGUGAGAUAUAGAUUGUCUUGUACCCAGGUCACUAACACGCUGAGAACUGUUUCACUUUUGGCUACUCAGAGAUCUAUCACUGUGGUGACAUUCAUUCUGCAACGAACUCUCAUAAUUCUUCACUCUCGGGAAGUUAGAGGUGGAGGAGACACCUGAGACUAGACAGAGAGGACUCUGGGAGUUGGAGGUCAUCUGGAGAAGGGCAGGAUCCUACUAUGAGCAGUAGGGUCACGUCAACUUUUACAGUGUUGUAUUCAAACUGGGUUUGGACUUUAUUUUUUAUGGACUUUAUUGAUAAUUAUAGAAAUAAUUAUCAAGGAUGGUGACAUUCUAUAGCAGGCCCUGAAACUCUUUCCAAACUCAAAGUCAUAUCACAAGAGGUCUGGGAGGCUCAGUGCCCAAGUCUCUGGCUAUGGUUUGAUGGAGGUUUAGCAUGUGCCCAAAGCUCUGUGUUUUGGAAGUUGUACCUCUUGUGAGGUAUUGUAUGGAACCUUUAAGAGGUGAGCAUAGGAGCUGGUCUUUGGGGCAGUGCUUUGGAAAGGCUUGGCUAUUUCUGUGGAUUUCUGUCUGGGCUGUAAGAGAGUGGGUUCCACUGCAGAUGUGAGUCUAACCUCUGAGCCCCAUGGCUACCGGUCUGUCUACAUUUUCUUUCGCAGCUGUGUGUGCUUUCAGUGAGUCCAUUGUGCCAUCACCAGAGGUCAAACAAAUGGGGUCACUCAUCUUGGCUUUGCAGCUUCCAAACUGGGUUAAAUAAACUUCCUCACAAAUUACCCUCUCUGUGGUAUUUUGCUAUAGCAAUGGAAAGUGAACAAACUGUUAACUUUAGAAUUUUACAUCGAUACAAAGUAGACUUUGGCUCUAGACAAGAUGGUACACACACACACACACACACACACACACACACACACACAGACACUGUGGUGGUUUGAAUAGGGUUGGCCCCCACAUGUGAAUGGCCUCCAUUCAUAUAUUUGGAUGUUUGUUCAUUAGGGAGUGGAGUUACUUGACAAGGAUUAGGAGGUGUGGCCUUGUUGGAGUAGGUGUGAUCUUGUU
Arvicola amphibius (Eurasian water vole) is the source of this 5104-nucleotide messenger RNA. It is a transcript of the gene Grk1, whose product is annotated as G protein-coupled receptor kinase 1. The record is from RefSeq and is a predicted model, not a curated record. The coding region runs from base 10 to 1704 and encodes 564 amino acids. Gene Ontology annotation, molecular function: ATP binding; rhodopsin kinase activity. The transcript is spliced from 7 exons. Lineage: Eukaryota; Metazoa; Chordata; Mammalia; Rodentia; Cricetidae. Gene Ontology annotation, biological process: regulation of opsin-mediated signaling pathway; visual perception; protein phosphorylation. Gene Ontology annotation, cellular component: cytoplasm.